This is a messenger RNA of Lachancea meyersii CBS 8951, 846 nucleotides long. The record is from the annotation of a GenBank genome assembly. NCBI's taxonomy places the organism in Eukaryota, Fungi, Ascomycota, Saccharomycetes, Saccharomycetales, Saccharomycetaceae.
AUGGAUCUGUUGAAAGAUCAAUAUCCAAGCGACAACGAGACAGAAGAUUCAGAAAACGAGCCAGUUUUGCAACAUUUACCAGACCAAGUGUUGGACAAAUUUCACAUUUCGCCAAAUAUCGGAAAAUACACGCAAAACGAGAUGAAUAGCGUCGCUCGAUUGUCCGCGACGCGCGCUGCGAAAUGGACCAGUUUUGCGUUUAUAGAAAUGCGUCCCACGGUGCAGCAACGCCGAACUCUGGACGAGUUGACUCUCAAGCUGGCUACCAAACUACAACGACCGGGGCUCGAGUUCCAGCCAUUGCAUAUUAGCGAUCUGGGGUCUCCAUUGCCGCUGCACGUGUCACUGAGUGCGAACGUCGAAUUCAGCACCGCUGCCGAAGUGGACGCGUUCGCCCAGAUGUUGCAGAUCGAGGUUCUGCAGCGGAUCGCGGGCCCGUUUGACGUGGCGUUCGAACCGUGUCUGAAAAUGUACGAGAACGCCGAACGCGACGCGCUGUUCUUAGCGUUGGACCUCGAGCCGGAAUUGAAAAACGGCCCGCUUUUCCAGCUGUGGCAGGCCGUACGCGAGUCUCUAGACUUCUGCCGUCGCAGCGAGCAUGACCAAGAUGACUCUAAUGCCGUUUCCACACGAACUUGGGGCCACGAUCGUUCGCAUAUGUCGCUAGCUAAGAGUUUCUGUGCGAAGGCCUCGUAUUCCUCUACAAUAGUAGACGAACUCAACACGGUUCUUGCUGACACUCCCGUCGACCCUGCAAUUCUCGAUACACUCAAAUUCCAAUGUCGAGGCAUCAAGCUCACCAAGCAAAGAUCCAAUCUAUGGAUUCCAUUUUCCGUGCACUUCUAG